AACCCCGAGAUUACAUAACCUCCUCCCCGUCGGCCUGCCUGAUCGGGAGAGUUGUUUAGGCAUGCCAUGUUGUUUUGCUCCCCCGCGAUCUGUUCACCAUCUCUGUUCUUGGUAACUUUUUUUUGAUAGGCUCAGGCUCACUAUUCUUUGGAUUUUAUUGGCUGUGGAGAAUGCCUGAACUCAAUUAAUUGCACUUGCUGUGCUUGCUCAAUCACCUUCCAAUCUUCGAGAGAGACGCGGUCGGGGCUGCCCUCCGCCCCUCCCAUGAAUCGCAUCCCCCGUUGCAUACCGCGAUGUACAGUACCAGCUCAGCCUCUUCGCCUGACAUUCUUGGGACCCCCGGCGACGCCGAAUAUUUGAUUUCCUCGCCGAUCAAGCCCUUCACCGGCCGCCAGAGCGCCAUGUCGCCGGCCAACUUCAAACUGCUGCAAACACCGCGAACCGGUUCCCGCCCACGCGCCAGCUUCACCCCCGGCGGUCGCAGCGCCCACUCAAUCCGUUUCGACGAUGUUCUACUCCCCGCGUCGCCGUCGAUGAAACUAGAUGGAGGGCAAAUGUCGCUCUCGCCGGACAAAGCGCAGACUGAUGGGAAUGUCAGCCCGUGGAGGAUUCGCGUAACGUUGGAGGCAACGCAAGACGAGGAUGAAAUGGCCGUUGACAGUCCGCGCAAACGUCUACGUCCCGUGACUACGACCACGACCAAGAUACCGCUCAAAGGGGAGGAGGCUUCUGUGGAGGAGACCCCGCGCAGACGCAGAGGUCGUCCCAGGAAGUCGGACCUCGUGAUGCAGGAUGCGACGCCGAUCCCCGGCAGCCCAGGACACACCCCGGGCCCGGUAGGCGCGAGUGGACAGAAGAGAAAACGCGGUCGACCGAGGAAAAAUACGCCGGUCUGGGAUGCAGCUGAGGUAGCGACGGGUUCGGGUUCCCAAGAGGCUCGAAUGCCUGGUAUUCAGGAAGUUCAGGAAAACCCACGGAUUCAGGAAUUGCAUGAUGACCAGGACGAACCUAUGGAAGAUGUACAUGAUACCCAGGAAGCUCAGGAAGCCCAGGAACAGCAGGAUAUUCAAGAAGACUGGGGGGGCAGAGAAAUUGAUCAAGCUGCCCCUAUUGAUGAGCCUCAACAGAGCUUCAGUCCUCUAAACAUGGCCGCCGACGUUGAUUCAGAUGACGAUGAUCUACCCGACGUCCAAGAUUUUGGCGCUCCAUUAGAAAACCCCACCCCCACCCAGGGGUAUCUUGGGGGCGCUCAUGAAAACCGAAGCUCACCUCGAGUUCGAUUUGAGCAGACAUUCGAUACGCCGCAUGUCGAUUCGCCGGAUGAACCGUACAUGGCUAACGGAAGUGGCCAUUGGGGCUCAACUCCCUCGAAAAUGCCGUCCCCUUCCCAUGAGCGAAACAUUAUUUCCCCCGAUAAUACUCUACAUGCUGGCCGCACACCCAUGCCACCGCGCACUUACCCUACCCCAACCUCAUCCUUGGUUGACGAGGAGAAGCGAGAUUCGGCACCCUCGGCGUCCUCGGAAAAUCCGACCACGAACGAUAGCCUACGACCAGACGAAUCACAUCCCACAGAAGACCCGACGGACGAACAAAGGGAAUUCGACUCGAUCAUAGAGAGUGAAGGGUUCAGCAUGGUUUCUUUGGACACGUUACCGUCAGCGAAGCAACAUGGUCUCGACGGGAAAGAGGACUCUAAGAUAGGCAAAAGUGCUCUCAGGCGUGUUUGGAAUCAAGAUACAAUCGGGUCACUACAACGAAGGGCUAGCAGAGAUGAGCCAGACACUGUUUCAAGUUCACGAGCUAGACAGUCGUCGAGGGAGCCACGAACAACGAGGCACUCCCGGCAACCCAGUAAUAGACCAGGGUCUUCAAGUGCCAAACCCAAGCCAGUCAAACGACUGUCUCCGCUUGUGUCGCCGCCUGCAACAUCGGUGCCUAAGUCUAUCGGGAAAGGCCCGUUGUCCAGGCUGGCCAGAAUGAUCCGCUUGGGCGUAGCACUGGAGGGCACCAUGAGACAUGCAUAUGACUCGCCAGACAUUAUGGUGACUCCGCAUAUUCCAAACUCGGGUGACCAAGUUUCCGACAUGGACGCAUCCCGAAAACGUAUGGAGAUUCUUUUCAGCAAUUUCAACCCCAAAAUGCAUCAUGAACUGCGCGGAGCGCUUAGGUUCGGACAUGAACUGGCAAGAAGGAAAAGACAUGCGGAGUUGGAAACAAUCAAACCUCGGAAGGCUACGAAAUCACCGAUCACGGACACGCCGCGGGCAAAUGGACGAGAUUCUGCACGCCCUUCUACGACUCCGCUCCAGCAGGUGAACAGCAACCGAAGACCUCAAUCACCGAGCACCAUGAUGAAACGGCGAAUGGAGGAAUGGCAGAGGGAGCGGGAGGCUAUCAGUCGUGAGAUUCAGAUGGCCAACACGAGUCAAGUCAUAGUCAUCGGCAGCGAUGACAGUGGUCCUGAUAAUGGGCAAGAUGGACGUGAACCCUCGGUUGAGCAGGAGCAGGAGCAGGAGACAGAGUUCAACCGGGCUGCUCCUUUUGAAGCUCUUGCGGAUCCAGCGGAUGACUAUUCUGACGAUGAUGGCCAGUACGAUGAGUAUCAGCAAGAUCAGAAACCCGAAGAGUAUCAAAAUGGGGAUCAGGAUCAGUACCAGUACCACGGUCAGUACCAUGAAGAACCGGAUCAGUAUCAGGAUCUGCACGAGGAGCAACAUCAACAGGGGCAUCACAAUCAGAGCCCCGCCCAAGGCCUGGAUAUAAUGGACGAUCAAUAUUAUCGGGACCUUGAUCUGGGAGAGGACAAGGAUGACUAUGAGCGUUAUCGAGAACUAGACCUGGGUCCGGAUUCGAAUGACGGCGAAGGUGAUGAUGGAUAUCAUCGGGACCUAGAUCUAGGCCCGGAACAUAAUGAGGAUGAAUAUCAAGAACCGGACCAGGACCUGUACCAAGACAGGUAUCAACAUGAAAGCCCGACCGACGAUCAGGAGGUAGAUGACGUUCAAUACCCAGAUUUGGCUCCCCCGGAUGAAAAUGAAGACCAGUAUCAUCAUGACGGUUCUGAAGAGGAUGAGGACGAAGACAUCUGGCAGCAAGAAGCGCAUAACCAGAGCGCCCAUUCUCACCGUUCACCUGUCACAUACGACCAACACAAUGACAUGGCUGCCGGCCAGGGUUCCAGUCCGUGGAAAAAUGGUCUCAGCAAUACUCCUGGGGAGCAAGUCGAGUCCUCGCCAGACUAUUGGAUCACCAAACGGGAAAAGGUACCCUUUUUGGGCCAGUCGCGAGUGAAGCAACUUCGUGAACAGAACGUCGAUCUUUCAGGCCUUUUACGCGCAGAGGACACCCCAAGACGCUCGCGCUAUUACCACGGAGCCAGCAGUCCCAUGAGCGCUGCCAAAUCCAGACCUCCACAAAGCUCUCCAUCGACCAAAGCGUCCCAGCAAGACGAUGUCCAUGGAUACGUGCCCGAAACCAAUCUACAGUCGGAUGGCUUCCUGGAGUCGAGCCCCCGGCUUUCUGAUGAUGAGGCCUUUCAGGUUGACCCAACCACAAGACAUGAGAAUGCUUGGCAUCUCGCGCUCGCGCAACGAGACCAACAGAGAAACGAAGAUAUUCCCGGUGCCGCCGUAACCGAGCAGCAGUCAGCUCACGAGACACAUGGCAUCACUCCGGAGCGCGCCCAAAACACUAGCGCUGAAGUACCGCCAUCAUCCCUGUUCCGAAGAAUCGCUAGUCUCACGCCUCGAUGGCUGAAAGCACCGAUUAGGGGAUCGCCAAAGCGCCCUAGUCCCCCGAUACGCGAAGAGAGUUCCGAAGACGAGGAACCAGAGUUGGAGCAGCAAGAGGACGAUGAGGUAGAUGCGGCAGCAGCAGCAGUAGCAGCGACCGAAGACAAGGAAAAGGAGGCCGAAGAACGGGAAGAGGACGAGCAGCUUCCUGUUGAACCAGCGCGAUUUGAUGACGAAGCUUACGAGGAAACCGAAGACAACCAAGAAAUGGAAGAAACGCCAAGACCGCUGCAUCAAGUUACUGGGAAAGGCCUUGACCGGCACAGUUCUGCCACGCCUCUCCCUGGCCAGAUGCUUGACCACGAACGUGCAUCUCCGGAUUUGGGAACGACGGGUGAGACAUACGGACGUCAGUUUCCAUUGGCUGUUUCUGGGUAUUUUUCCGACGAUCACUACACGUUUCUACGUCGCCUCUAUCGUCUGGCGAAAAGACAUCCCGAACGGUUUCCCUUCCACCCCUCUGCUGGCCGGGCUGGCAUUAUAGGUGACUGGAUCUGGACAUCGGACGGGGUCCACGGGGUUCCUAUCACUGAACGCCAAUUUGCGAUUAUCGACAGAUUCGUGCAAGAGCUAGCCAAGGCCGACUUACAGGCUGGUGGUACGGGCCAAGUCGGUUGGACGGAAGCCGAUGUGCACCGAAGACUGAUCAGCAUUAUCAUUGGUGAAGAGAUUCGCAAAGAGAGGAAGGCCGGGAUGCAAGGACAGUGGAGCGCAGAGUCUUCGAGAACCAGAGCUACAGCGGCCAGAUCGUGGCGCUGA
Aspergillus melleus is the source of this 4553-nucleotide messenger RNA. RefSeq names its product putative AT DNA binding protein. Bases 294 to 4553 code for a protein of 1419 amino acids. NCBI's taxonomy places the organism in Eukaryota, Fungi, Ascomycota, Eurotiomycetes, Eurotiales, Aspergillaceae. The transcript has a single exon. The record is from RefSeq and is a predicted model, not a curated record.